UCAUCUCAACAGAAGCGGCAAGCCAUGGAAAACCGCCACAGCAUUGACCGUCAGUCAGACGAAACAUCUAAAUCCGGCACCGACGAUGUGGUGGCUGCGCAGUCCAACAUCUCCUUCGGCAAAAACGAGCACGGGAACGAUCCUUCGGAACUCCUCUCCAAUGCUGGCCGUCGGGACCACUGGAGUAAUCCGCUGGAUGCUUCGCCGGCCAAUCCCAGCAUGAGUGAGUCGACUGCCGAAGUGGAGGCCGGGGCCAAGAAAAAGACGGUCAUUAUCGAACAGAAGGCCUCCUACAUGGGGAAGAAGCGUGUCGGGGAGCACAAUGUAGAAGCCGGAUUCGAGAAGAGAGUGUUUGCAGGGUCGACGACUGGGGGAAAGCAGAAGGGAAAAGGUCAUCAGGAUCCACCGGUUGUUGAGCAAGGUGUUAGGUAG
Exophiala aquamarina CBS 119918 is the source of this 432-nucleotide messenger RNA. RefSeq lists its product as uncharacterized. The coding region runs from base 25 to 432 and encodes 135 amino acids. The record is from RefSeq and is a predicted model, not a curated record. Lineage: Eukaryota; Fungi; Ascomycota; Eurotiomycetes; Chaetothyriales; Herpotrichiellaceae. The transcript has a single exon.